AUGAUUUUUGAUUCUUUUGGAAAUUCUCAAAAUAUUUUAAUUAAAUGGUUUCGUUUUUGGCAUAAUGAGGCGUAUCAACGUCAACAACAAUUUUUCUAUUUUUGUUAUAAUGAAAAACGUUAUUCGGAUAUUUUGAAUAUUAUUCUCAACAAACAAAAUCCCUAUCAUCUUGAUAGUUUACUUUUAAUGGCAGAUUUAAUUCAAAAUGAGGGAAAUAAUGAGCGAGCUAAUGAUUUUAUAGAACGUGGAAUUUUUGCCCUAGAAACUGCUUUUCGCCCUAAUUUUAAUUUAUGUUCCUGUAAUUGUCGAUUGGAUUAUUCUUGGAAGGAAAAUCGUCCAUUUUUUCUUUUAUUUUAUCGUUAUUUAUUAAAAAAUAUUGAAAAGAAUAAUUUAAAAACAUCUCUUGAAAUUGCAAAAUUAUUAUUUUCUAAAGAUUUUGAGGGCGAUCCAUUGGGAAUUUUACUUUUAAUUGAUUCUUUGGCAAUCAGAGCUAAUUGUCCAAAUUUUCUUCUUGAUUUUUAUGAAUAUUUUCUUAAAAGUAAACGACUUGAUUUGCUUCCCAAUUUUAGAUUCUCUAUAUCUUUGGCACUUCAUUUACUUGGAAUGGAAGAUGAGGCAGUUAGAAAUUUUGAAGAAGCAUUGGUAGCAUUUCCAUUUAUUCUUUCUCAAAUACUUGAUUUUUUACAAAUUCGAGCAGAUCCUUUAAUUGAGCGUAACUACUAUUUGAAUACAUUGGCUUCUUAUCGGCGAAAGCAAUUAUUUACUGGAUUACCUGAAAAUAUAGCAAGACAUUGUUUGAUUAAUGGUUUGUCCAUUCCUGAAACACUCGUUACGGAUGCUAAAUUAAAUUUGGGUGAAUGUAUUCAAAUUAAUCCUUGUCCUCCAAAUCAACAAGGAUUUGUAGAUAAAGAAGUUUCUGAAGACAUGGAUAGGUCACAACAAAACAAUUUAAAUGAAAGAAAUUUUGGUUUAUUUGUUUCUUUUAUACGUUCAAUUUUACCUCAACGAAUAUUGGAAAUUAUUUGUCGCUUCAUUCAACGUUUUAUUCCAUAA
Messenger RNA from Meloidogyne enterolobii, 1053 nucleotides. Lineage: Eukaryota; Metazoa; Nematoda; Chromadorea; Rhabditida; Meloidogynidae. The record is from the annotation of a GenBank genome assembly.